Condylura cristata (star-nosed mole) is the source of this 1499-nucleotide messenger RNA. It is a transcript of the gene CA2, whose product is annotated as carbonic anhydrase II. Gene Ontology annotation, molecular function: zinc ion binding; carbonate dehydratase activity. Gene Ontology annotation, cellular component: cytoplasm. The coding region runs from base 103 to 885 and encodes 260 amino acids. The record is from RefSeq and is a predicted model, not a curated record. The transcript is spliced from 7 exons. NCBI's taxonomy places the organism in Eukaryota, Metazoa, Chordata, Mammalia, Eulipotyphla, Talpidae.
AAGCCGGUGGCGGCGUGACCCGCGGACACGCCGCACAGGCUCCGAAACAGCCGUCACUGGACAGGCACCAACUCCCGCUCUGCCCAGACCAUCGGCGCGACUAUGUCCCAUCACUGGGGAUACGGAAAGGACAACGGACCUGAGACCUGGCAUAAGGACUUCCCCAUCGCCAAAGGACAGCGACAGUCCCCCGUUGACAUCAACACCAAAGCGGCUGUCUAUGACUCUGCCUUGAAGCCUCUGUGUGUUUGCUACGAGCAAGCAGUUUCACGCAAGAUCCUGAACAAUGGUCACUCUUUCAACGUGGAAUUUGAUGACUCCCAGGACAAAGCUGUGCUGAAAGGAGGACCCCUCACUGGCACUUACAGGUUGAUCCAGUUUCACUUCCACUGGGGUUCCUCUGAUUUGGCUGGUUCUGAACAUACUGUAGAUAAAAAGAAAUAUCCUGCAGAGCUUCAUUUGGUUCAUUGGAACACCAAAUAUGGGGAAUUUGGAAAAGCAGUGCACCAACCAGAUGGACUGGCUGUUUUGGGCAUUUUUUUGAUGAUUGGCAGUGCUAAGCCAGGUCUGCAGAAAAUCAUUGAUGCAAUGGAUUCCAUUAAAACCAAGGGUAAAAGUGCUGACUUCUCUAACUUCGAUCCUCGUGGCCUUCUUCCAGAAAGUCUGGACUACUGGACCUACCCAGGCUCACUGACUACCCCCCCUCUUCUGGAGUGUGUGACCUGGAUUGUGCUCAGGGAACCCAUCAGCGUUAGCAGCGAGCAGAUGAUGAAAUUCCGUAAGCUUAACUUCAAUAAGGAGGGUGAACCCGAAAAACUUAUGAUAGACAACUGGCGCCCGGCUCAGCCAUUGCACAGCAGGCAAAUCAAAGCUUCCUUCAAAUAAGAUGGUCCCAGAGUCCGUGUCAAAAAUAUCUUCUGGUUUAGCUAAGCACAGAUCUACUACCAUGGUGAAUUUUGAACCCUGGCUGCCUUGUGUCUGGUUUUUUAGGCCCUUCCUCUCUCACCUGAUGUGACUACUAAUAAAUGUGAACAGCUUGACCAAUUGUUAUGCUUGACAGAAUUGCUGUGACUGGUGCUUUGCUCAUGAUAGUAGCUUUUCUGUAACAGAGACUAUAAUCCAAAGAAUAGGAAAAAGUACCUUGAUUUUGUUCACAGCACGUGGGGUGAUAAGCAUUACAAUUGUUCACUAAAAUGCUAUUUUUUAAAACAUAGGGGAAUAGAUUAAUUGAGUACAAGUCCAUAUUAUGAGAUAAACUGAACUGUAUAAUGUAAAUCAGGUAAAAGUAGUCAUGAUUCUGUAUAAUGUAAAUCAGAUAAGAUAAACGUUCAUGAUUCAAGAUGUGAUAUUAAAGAAAAACACUUAAAUUAUUAUAUAUUUGUAGUAAUGUUAUCUUAAAUAUGAAUCAUGUUGUAACAGUGAUUUUUGAAUUACAGAGAUUAAAGUGAAGUAUUAUCUAUAAAAAUUGUUAUAAUUAUAGUUGUGAUACAGAGUAUAUU